Messenger RNA from Protobothrops mucrosquamatus (brown spotted pit viper), 2663 nucleotides. RefSeq names its product THUMP domain containing 2 (gene THUMPD2). The transcript is spliced from 10 exons. Gene Ontology annotation, molecular function: tRNA (guanine) methyltransferase activity; RNA binding. Lineage: Eukaryota; Metazoa; Chordata; Lepidosauria; Squamata; Viperidae. Gene Ontology annotation, biological process: tRNA methylation. The record is from RefSeq and is a predicted model, not a curated record. Bases 36 to 1562 code for a protein of 508 amino acids.
GUGUUGACACCGGUUGUUCCCGCGACAAGGCCGCAAUGGCUGACGGAGGGAAACGGGAGAGGCCGAAAGAGGCUCGCCGCUGCAGUCGCUAUUUUUGCACGGCGGGACGCGGGAUGGAGCCCUUCCUCAUCGAAGAAGUACAGGCUCGUUUGGGCGCCACUCAGGUAGAAUAUGUAGCAGGAAAAGUUUUCUUCAGUACCAGUGUUGAACUGAGUAUGUUGAAGAAAUUAAAGUCGGCUGAAAGAUUAUUUUUGCUGCUGAAGAAAUGUCCUCCACUCUCCUUCUGUGGGAAUAAAGGAAGAAUAAUCCAGGAUGUUCAAAAACUUGUAAAUGAGGAUCCCAGAUGUUGGCUUCAUACAAUUGCUGUCUGGAGAAGUCUUUACGAUCAGGUGGCAAAGCAACUAAACUUCUAUCAAGAAUACCCAGAUUCCAAAAAACAGAAAUUGGAAGAGGAAAAACAUAUUGAAAAUGAAAAGCAAAAAACGCAAAUAAUAUUAGAGACAGAUACUAUUAAAAAUCAAAUUGAAGAUCAGCAAAAAUGUGAUACACACAAUGUUUGUAAAGACAUUUUAUUGCCUCAGAGCAGACUUUUUCUAGAAAACACUCCUGAACUUAUCCAAGACCAAACUAUUGUUUGUGAUAGUUAUUUUAGUUUCAGAGUAUCAUGUCGUUGUAGUGGAAUACUUGCAAAAUUAUUUACUGCCCAGGAAUUGGGAAAAAUUAUCGGAAUAGCUCUUAUGAAGAAUUUUGGAUGGAAAGCAAAUCUUAGAAAUCCUGAUUUAGAGAUCUUUGUGCAUCUAAAUGAUAUUUAUUCUGUGAUUGGGAUCCCUCUAUUCAGACUUCCCUUGGCAAGUCGGGCAUAUAUUAAAACUGCUGGAUUGCGAUCUACCAUUGCUUGGGCUAUGACAUCGCUUGCUGAAAUCAAGGCUGGGGCAUUUGUAUUGGAUCCUAUGUGUGGUCUAGGUACAAUACUUUUGGAAGCUGCAACUGAAUGGCCUAAUGUGUAUUAUUUUGGGUCGGAUAUAAGUGAUUCACAGUUACAAGGAGCCUACUCAAAUAUUAGAGAUGCAAGCCUGAUAGAUAAAAUUGAACUAUUUAAAUCUUCUGUGACUGGAUUACCUUUCCUGUCAGAAAGUAUUGAUGUCAUUUUGACAGACAUUCCAUUUGGAAAAAAGUUCAAAAUAACAGAAGACAUGAAGUUCCUUCCCAGAGUUUUUCAAGAACUUGAAAGGGUGCUUUGUUUUGGAGGGACUGUUGUACUGUUACUUAGUCAAGAACUCUAUAAAUGUAUUUCUAAUGGUAUUGCCCAUGGCUGUCAGACUGAGAGAUCCAUCUUUGCAGAAUCUUCUACUGAUUGCAGACAAAGUGAUUUGAUAUCAGUUGAACAAGAUACCAAAGAAGAAAGUAUUAGUUGUACUGUUUCCCCCUCAUCUCAAGAUGCAAGGAAAGAACACCUCAGUUAUAAAAAGGCAGAUCUUGGUUCUCUGGUGUUCAUAGAAUCCUUUGAAGUUAGUCUUGGCAAGACAAAUGCAUUCAUAUGCAAGUACAAGAAAAUAACCUGAAAGAUCUAGAGGUAGCAACAACAGGCAGGUAUGUAUAAAACACACAUACAUUGAUGGAGUUGACAGUCAAAAUUGCAUAGCAAUCACAGCACAAGAUCCCAAAAGAUUAUAUUAGGAUCUGUAACUGAAAACACUGGACUAUAUUUAGAUGUUUGAGCUGAAAGAGGCAUGGUUGCUAGUCCAGAUAAUUAACAGUGAGAUAACUUUAAGGGACAUUAUUUCUCAAGGCAGUCCUCAAGAUAACCAAUAUGAUGCACUCUCUGAAGUAGCUGAUAAUAGUCUUGCAUCAAUUCUUGGCAUUUACACAUCACCAUUUUGCAAUAUUAGGCAAGAAUCAUGCUUGGUGUGUCAUAGAUAGUGCAUUGUACUAUAUUAUAUUAUAUUCUGCCUUCAUGGGAAUCAUGCAGAAUAUAAGGGUUCUUUGGGAAGAUAUUCAGAAGAAACUUCUGAAAUACCUUUCCUGGAUGCCAGUUCAUUGCUGAGCAUUAUUCAGAGCAUUGGCAGUUGCUUUUCAUAAUCUUGUGUUAUGGAUCCAGGAGAUGAGGAUUCCCCAUUAAUGGAAGUCCUUUUUAUAUUAAUUGUUAUUAGACUGCAGAUUUGUGCCUGAAAAUCAUAAUGAAUCCUGCUUCAGAAAUCAGUGCUUUGCAGCAAGAAAAUCCAAACUCUGUUUUUAGUAUUUUUCCUAGAAUUGUAUGGGAAGUCUCUGAAAAUACAAAACUUCAAAAAAAAAAACCUGAAUCUAAGAAGAUUAAUUUUGCAUCCAUGUAUUUUUGCACACUGAGAACAUUUUGGAGGACAGGUCUCUUUUUACACAAAUUCAUAAUUUAACUAGUAAUAAAAGGUACAUUUAUUUGUAUUCAGAAAGAAAGAUAGAAGCAAAAAGAAAAUAUGCAAACAUUCCUAAUAAAAUAAAGACAUUUGGUCUAAUUCAAGUAAUUAUAUAACCUACUUGGUGGAUUAGAAAUUAUAUAAGUGCCUGUCCCCAGUCCUGGUGGAAGAUACAGAGAUCAUCCCUGAUCGAUACUGCCGCCAGCUCAGAAAUGCGCCUGGCUGACGUGAUAGCGACCAGGAAGGUGACCUUGUGAAACAAGGGGCGUAGAG